UUCGCCAAGGCGGAGGGGAGAACAGCCGCCCCCCGCCCCCAGCGCGCCUGCAUGGCUCCUCUCCCCCGGAGCGCCCCUGGAAAAUAAAAUCCGCCUCAGGCCAGGUGACGUCCCCCCGCCUCCGCGCUCACACACACGGGGAGCGGCAGAGGCGGGGGAGCGCCCGCCUGUGAAAACAUGGAGGGACCCUCGGGGCCGGCGGAGGAAGGGGAGCUGCCGCUGCUCACCGUCAAGCACGAGCUGAGGAACGCAAAUUUGACAGGCCAUGCAGAGAAAGUUGGCAUUGAAAACUUUGAACUCCUGAAAGUUCUUGGAACAGGGGCCUAUGGAAAAGUGUUCCUAGUAAGGAAAGUAAGCGGCCACGAUGCUGGAAAGCUGUAUGCCAUGAAAGUACUGAAGAAAGCAACAAUAGUUCAAAAAGCCAAAACAACUGAGCACACAAGGACAGAACGACAAGUAUUGGAGCACAUUAGGCAAUCACCAUUUUUGGUCACAUUACAUUAUGCCUUCCAGACAGAUACAAAGCUUCAUCUCAUUUUAGACUAUAUAAAUGGAGGAGAAUUGUUUACUCACCUUUCACACAGAGAGAGAUUCUCAGAAAGCGAGGUGCAAAUUUACAUUGGGGAAAUCGUUUUGGCACUUGAACAUCUCCACAAGUUGGGGAUUAUCUAUCGGGAUAUAAAACUUGAGAAUAUUCUCCUUGAUUCUGAUGGCCACGUGGUGCUGACAGACUUUGGUCUGAGUAAGGAGUUUCUUACUGAUGAGAAUGAGAGAGCAUAUUCCUUCUGUGGAACCAUAGAGUACAUGGCUCCAGAUAUUGUAAGAGGAGGAGAUACAGGACAUGAUAAGGCUGUUGAUUGGUGGAGUGUUGGUGUUCUUAUGUAUGAACUAUUAACUGGAGCAUCACCAUUUACAGUUGAUGGAGAGAAGAAUUCCCAAGCAGAGAUUUCUAGGAGAAUAUUAAAAAGUGAGCCCCCUUAUCCACAAGAAAUGAGUGCACUGUCUAAGGAUAUAAUUCAGCGUCUUCUGAUGAAAGACCCCAAGAAGAGGCUAGGUUGUGGUCCCACUGAUGCCGAUGAAAUCAAACAGCAUCCCUUUUUCCAGAAUAUGAAUUGGGAUGAUUUAGCUGCCAAAAAAGUAUCAGCUCCAUUUAAACCGGUAAUCAGAGAUGAGUUGGAUGUCAGUAAUUUUGCGGAAGAGUUUACAGAAAUGGAUCCAACGUAUUCUCCUGCAGCAACCCCUCAGACUUCAGAAAGGAUAUUUCAGAAUGAUCCCUUCUUUGACUGCACAGUCUGGAUGUCAAAUGGGCAGAAACAGCUCAUGUGCAGCCAACUUGGUACCAAAGCUGCAGAGGGAUAUUCUUUCGUUGCACCUUCUAUUUUGUUUAAACGCAAUGCAGCUACAGUAGAUCCUCUUCAGUUUUAUAUCGGGGAUGAGCGGCCUGGAACUACAACUAUUGCCAGAAGUGCUAUGAUGAAGGACUCUCCAUUUUAUCAUCAUUAUGAACUGGAUCUGAAAGAGAAACCAUUGGGAGAAGGAAGUUUUUCCAUUUGUCGAAAGUGCUUACACAAGAAAACUAGCCAAGAGUAUGCAGUAAAAAUAAUUAGCAAAAGAAUGGAAGCCAACACCCAGAGAGAAAUAACAGCUCUGAAACUCUGCGAAGGACACCCAAAUGUAGUGAAGUUACAUGAAGUUUAUCAUGACCAGCUUCACACGUUUCUAGUAAUGGAAUUGCUGAAGGGAGGAGAACUGCUUGAACGUAUUCAGAAAAAGAAACAUUUCAGUGAGACUGAAGCCAGUCAUAUUAUGCGCAGACUUGUUUCAGCGGUGAGCCAUAUGCACGAUGUAGGAGUAGUCCACAGAGAUCUGAAACCUGAGAAUUUAUUGUUUACGGAUGAAACUGAUAAUUCAGAAAUAAAAAUAAUUGAUUUUGGCUUUGCUCGUUUAAAACCACCUGAUAAUCAGCCUCUUAAGACUCCGUGUUUUACUCUUCAUUAUGCUGCCCCAGAGCUCUUGAAUCACAAUGGUUAUGACGAAUCAUGUGAUCUGUGGAGUUUGGGGGUCAUUUUGUAUACAAUGCUAUCAGGACAGGUACCAUUUCAGUCUCAAGACAAAAGUUUAACAUGUACCAGUGCAUUGGAAAUUAUGAAGAAAAUAAAAAAGGGGGAAUUUUCCUUUGAAGGAGAAGCUUGGAAAAAUGUUUCUGAAGAGGCUAAAGAGUUAAUUCAAGGACUUCUAACAGUGGAUCCAAACAAAAGAAUUAAAAUGUCCAGCCUGAGAUACAACGAAUGGCUUCAGGAUGGCAGCCAGCUGUCAUCCAACCCUCUAAUGACUCCUGAUAACUUAGGCUCUUCAGGAGCUGCGGUGCAUACAUAUGUCAAAGCCACUUUUCAUGCCUUUAACAAGUACAAAAGGGAAGGAUUUUGUCUCCAGAAUGUUGACAAGGCACCUCUUGCAAAGAGAAGGAAAAUGAAAAAAACAAGUACAAGCACAGAGACACGUAGCAGCUCCAGUGAAAGUUCACAUUCUUCUUCCUCUCAUUCUCAUGGUAAAACUACACCUACAAAGACACUGCAGCCAACAAACCCUACAGACAGCAAUAACCCAGAAACCAUCUUCCAGUUCUCUGACUGAAAAGCAGAGAAUAUCCUGUCUUGAAGAUUUAAGUGGUUAUAAACUUGGUAGUACCUAUAUUGUCUUUUCCCACCCGUCCUCCCUGUGGCUUAAAGACUACAGGAAUGUCUGUCGCUUUAAAAAUGUAUUUCAAUCAUACCUUUUUAGCUUUGUAUUUCAAUACAUUUCUUUUUAGCAUUAAGUUUGGUAUCACUGGAUAUGGUAUAAUACUAUUAUACAACCAACAUUGCAUUCUCUUAGGGCUAAAUUACUAGUAUGCAGUGAAGCUCGAGGUAAGGAGCUAUGCUGCUCGUGGUACAGCUUGGAGGAAGACUGUUUCUCAGUGUCAGAAUCUUCCUCCCAGUUUCUUCCCCACUGUUCAAAGAAAGGAAAGCUCCGUAACACACACAGAACUCUUGGAUCUUCUGCUUUUACGCAGCUCUGUGAAGAAUGUCAAUAGAACUUGAUUCUUCAUGCAUGCAAAGAAUCAUUGGUACAAUGCACCAAAGCAGUAUAGUACUUCAAGGCCUUUUAAAAUUGUGAUUACAUUCUAUCCCAUUUAUUUGAAUUUUAAGAGCAAAAUGAAGUGUUAUGGAACUGUUAGGUGGUUUUAAAAGGUAACUCCUUAUAUCUUGUUCUAAACAACUGGGAGUAUAAGUCUUAGGGGUUUUUUUAUUUAUUUAAUUUUUAAAAAAACGUCUAGGGUAAAAGAUGUCUGAUAGGGCGAGGUGUCUAGUACUGUGAUACAACAAUUUUUAUUUCUACUUUUUGAAGUUAUUAACUUUUAAAAUGUUUUACAGAUUCUAAAAUGUAAUGCUAUAAGAGAAAGUGAAAUUUCAUAUUGAAUGCUUUGGAAAAUGGUCACAUGUUAAAAUAUCUAUUUCAAGAACUAAUUAUAAUUUAUAUUUCUUUUUAUAUUUACACAAUAACUUUAAAAUACUAAGAUUUUUUUAAAGAUGCAAAACCUCCAGUUUCAACAUUUGUUAUUAUAGGGUCCAUACAAAAUGUAUACCAAGUAUUUGAAUUUUGCAUUGUGCAAAUAUGGCAGUUUAACAGUGACUGUAAAAUAUUAGAAUAUAUGUUUUCUUUUUUGCACUUUAUAACAUCAAACGGAUAUGUUUUGUAAUAAAGUGCACUCAGAUCUCUCUUCCUACAAGGUGCUGAGCACUGUUUUACUGGGUUGAAUGACCUGAAACCCACCAUAUUUGGUGGUUGUGGUCAUUGAGAAGGAGAAUUCUGUACUUUGCAGGAGUGAAUCCCUGUAUAUUACCCACUGUUUUCAUUCCUUACUUUAAACUGCGAAGCUCUUUCUAUCUUGCUUUUACAUUGUAUAUAACAAAUACUAGACCUGGGCACCUUGUGUAGUGUAGAUGUUAACAACUUAUGCACUGGGAAUACUAAAGGGAAAUUAUAUUGAACACUGUGCUUCACAACUUGUUCACUGUGGUGUUCUACAGUGAAGUAUUUCCUACUGUGAUAGUAUAGUAUGUACAUAACUUUGGAAUCAUAAAUGUGACUUACAGAAACAUCAGCAUAAACUUUUAGAUCAGUGUAUUUUAUAAAUUUGUGGAGAGCUCUUUUAUUGCUCGUAUUCUCAAUGACUAGGGGUAACUUAAGUGCAAAAAUGACUCCAGUUUUGCAAAUGCUUACCAUGUGUAAGUUUCCACUGAAGUCCGAGAGACUCCUUGUGUAAAGUUAAUCAUAUGCCUAAAUUUGUGUGAGGGAAGACCAAUUGACCAGGGGAUUUUGUUAACAGCUUGCUCUAUCUUAAAGUAACCUUAAUCCAAACCCUAUGCAAAAAA
Molecule: messenger RNA, 4415 nt
Organism: Haliaeetus leucocephalus (bald eagle)
Lineage: Eukaryota; Metazoa; Chordata; Aves; Accipitriformes; Accipitridae
Gene: RPS6KA5
Product: ribosomal protein S6 kinase, 90kDa, polypeptide 5
Exons: 18
Coding region: 178-2634 (818 amino acids)
Biological process (GO): intracellular signal transduction; regulation of DNA-templated transcription; protein phosphorylation
Molecular function (GO): ATP binding; magnesium ion binding; protein serine/threonine kinase activity
Source: RefSeq, a predicted model, not a curated record